This is a messenger RNA of Erythranthe guttata (spotted monkey flower), 888 nucleotides long. The record is from RefSeq and is a predicted model, not a curated record. Lineage: Eukaryota; Viridiplantae; Streptophyta; Magnoliopsida; Lamiales; Phrymaceae.
AUGGCCGAUCCUGACGAGUUUUACGAGGGUACUGAAGGUGAUUUUGACGAUGAGUUUACAACUGACCGUGACAAAGCGUACAACGAGUACGAGGAUCCCAACAUGUGUUUCGAUGUUCCUCAAGACACACCAACAACUUCUGAGGAUCAGAGUCAACAUUUCAAUGUAGGUGUUGAGUUUGAAACUGGGAAAGAAUUAGUGGAAUGGGCAAAAAAAAUGGGUGCUACUCAUGGUUAUCGAUUGAUAGUAACUUCAAGCAAGAAAAACGUCAAAAGUUCAAACGAUGGACUAUGGCGAAUGAAUUUAAAAAGUGGCAUUCACACUCACCCGAUACUACCGUAUCCUACCGGACAAGGACCGGAUAGUCGUUUGACACCAGAAGAAUACGAGGUAGUGAAGUUACUUAGAAGGAGUCACGUGAAGCCGGCAUUAAUUAUGGAUCGAUUGAGAAAGGAUAAUCCACAGACAUCAACGAGCGUGAAACAUGUCUACAACCAACUUGAGAAGAUGAAAAAAGAGAAUAUGGCGGGGAAGACUGUGAUACAACACGUGAUGUCGAACCUUCAAGAUUCUGGAUAUGAAUAUUGGUAUCGAAGUAAUGAAGGUGAUGAUACACUUACUGAUUUGAUGUUCGCUGCUCCUAUUUCGUUGAAACUUUUGCGGUUAUUCUCUCACGUUAUAUUGAUGGACUGCACUUACAAAACCAAUAGGUAUGAGAUGCCACUUUUGGAAAUAAUUGGAAUCACUCCUGUUGGUAAGAAUUUUACAAUUGUUGUUGCUUUCAUGUCACAUGAAGAUGCAAACACAUACGAAUGGGCUUUGCGUUGUUUGAAAUGUGCUUUAGGGGGGCUGAAACGUGGAAAAAAAUGCAUCGAGAUUUAUUGGUAG